Molecule: messenger RNA, 1963 nt
Organism: Somion occarium
Lineage: Eukaryota; Fungi; Basidiomycota; Agaricomycetes; Polyporales; Cerrenaceae
Source: the annotation of a GenBank genome assembly
GUGCGGGCAUUACUAUCAACGAAGAACUCCAAAACGAUGCCUACCAAAGGAUGUUGCUACUAGUAGAUAGUGAAUUUCUACAGAUCUUGAGAACGGCCUUUGGAAGGAAAGACUACUCUGCAGUCAUAGGUCAUCCUGCAUUCUGCAAUCGGAAGUACUUGAGUGGACUAUUGCGAUGCCCACCACCCCAGCCGUCUGCUGAUAUCGAGCAUGCUGUUUCAUCUCUCCUUGAGAGCAUCGAACCCGAUCUUCAAGAUUAUAUACAUCGUGACCUUCCCUGGCCCACCUAUACAUCAGCAAGCACAGAUGUCCGGACGAAGGACUUCACCGGCUCGCUGGAUAUCCCGAUGACAACCCCGAAUGUACCGUGCUUACUGCUACAUGGCCUUGGCCAUGGUAUCGUCAAACCAGAGGUGGUAUCGAGCGUCUUCUGCGAGACGCAAGUGCCAACGCACCUCGUCAAUACGCCUGGCUCCGGCAAGACCCGAGUACUUUUCGAAGGUCUCUCGCAAUCCUGGGGAUUCUACUUUGUAUGCAACAAGGAGCAAGCGACUGCAUUCGGAUCGCAGGACUUACCUUGGGUGCUGGAAAAUAUGAACCCUUCCGAGCCCUCCAGUUUCACCAUAGAUCUGAAGACAUGUGCAGAAAGCACAUACGAACAGGUACAUAGGCACCAUAGGCUCACAGCACACCGUCAGUCUCUAUCGGUCCUGCUUAGCAGGGCUUUGAUUCUGCUUACGCUCCUUCGGAUGGCUAGGGAGCAAUACCCGCAGAAGCGUCUGGACGAAUUCAGGCGCCAUUGGCUGUAUCUCCAAUUACGACCGGCGGACAUCUUGGAAAGGAACGUUCAAGGGGAAGAUGUCUUUCAGCAACUUUCCUUGAUCCUUCAGAAUGCCUGUGACAAGUAUCUUGAGAAAGAUGACUAUCAAGACAGGGAAAAACUACCAAUUGUCAUGGGUCAGAUCCGCAGAAUGUUUGGCAUCGCAGAUUUCCACAGCAGACUCUAUGUUGUUGUAGAUGAAGCACAGGAAGCUACGAAGAAGCUAAAGGCCGCUUUUCGAUUUGAAGGAGGCCAGGCUGAACCUCCCAUGAUGCGUCCUAUCCUCUGCAAGCUAGCAGAGACAUUUGGACGCUAUGGAUCACUCAUCUUCUCUGGCACCAGUCUUUCUCUGAUUGAGGGGCUGAGGCCGAUGUCUUAUAAUAUCAUGAAAUAUGAUCCAUGGUUUAGACUUGAAACUGAUGUUGGUUCAUUUGAUGAAACUUUAGCCCAGAAGGAAUAUCUUCUUCGCUAUCUGCCACCACACUUGCAUGAUACACCCAGUAUACUUGCACUCAUAUCCAGGGCCAGUCAUUGGAUUACUGGGAGAUAUUGUUUUACGACAAACCUCAUUCAAAUUCUGCUCCAGUCAUCAUUUCUUAGUCCUCAUCAUGCCCUUGACUAUGUGAUAACAUCCUAUGUGGACAUACUUCCACAGGAUAGUGCAACUUUCAUCAAGGAUGAACCUAAGUUGACAGGUAUCACUGAUAUGGGGGGUGAAGUGCUCAGCCAGUGCAUACAUCAAAACACAAUUGCAGACAUGAAUCUAGGGAUGGAAUACUGUUCACUUCAUGAAAAUGCAUAACAAGCUUCAUGCAUAGCACAAAUCAUGUUAUCUAAACAACAUUUUGAAGUUCAAUCUCAGCAGCUGGUGACUCCUUCUGCGCCUCAGAAGAACUUUCAGAGUUAACAUGUUAGUACCUUAAGUUAAGAACAUGUAUAUUCUAGGUAACAUACCUCUGUUGUGAAUGCUUCUCAUCACCCUCAUCACCUUCAAGCAAUCCAACAGAAAGAGGCUUAUCUGAGUAUCUGAUGAUCUCUUCUUCUGAGGUCCAAUGCUGACUCUCUCCAGUUGCCCAAGGUGCAUUGAGUGGAGCACCCAAGUUGGCAACAACUGAGGUAGCAAAAUGAACACUGGAGACUUCA